Trichoderma citrinoviride is the source of this 2637-nucleotide messenger RNA. RefSeq names its product ARM repeat-containing protein. Bases 1 to 2637 code for a protein of 878 amino acids. The transcript has 6 exons. Gene Ontology annotation, cellular component: cytoplasm; nucleus. The record is from RefSeq and is a predicted model, not a curated record. Gene Ontology annotation, biological process: protein import into nucleus. Lineage: Eukaryota; Fungi; Ascomycota; Sordariomycetes; Hypocreales; Hypocreaceae. Gene Ontology annotation, molecular function: nuclear import signal receptor activity; small GTPase binding.
AUGUCGAGCUCAGAGAUUAAUACGGUGCUCGCCAACUCGCUUUCGCCAGAUGCGAACCUGCGAAACGCCGCCGAACAGCAACUCACUCAGGCAGCGGAGAGUAACUUCCCGCUGUAUCUCGCUACACUCGUUCAAGAGCUCGCAAAUGAGCAAGCGGAUGGCUCCAUCCGAGCUGCCGCCGGUAUUGCCCUCAAGAACGCCUUCACAGCCAGGGACUUCGCUCGGCAACAGGAGCUCCAGACAAAAUGGCUCCAGGGGACGGACGACGAGACAAAGAACCGGGUCAAGCAGCUGACGCUGCAGACCUUGUCAUCGAGCAACACCCAGGCCGGCACUGCUGCCGCCCAAGUCAUCUCCUCCAUCGCCGCCAUCGAGCUGCCCCGCAACCAGUGGCCGGAUCUGCUGUCCUUCCUCGUCAAGAACGUCAGCGAGGGCGCCGAUCACCAGAAGCAGGCCUCGCUCACCACCAUUGGCUACAUCUGCGAAAGCCAGGACUCGGAGCUGCGGCUGGCUCUCGUGUCCCACUCCAACGCCAUCCUGACGGCCGUCGUGCAGGGCGCCCGAAAGGAGGAGACCAACGCCGAGGUCCGGCUCGCCGCCAUCACCGCGCUGGGCGACUCCCUCGAGUUUGUUGCCAACAACUUCAAGCAUGAGGGCGAGCGCAACUACAUCAUGCAGGUCGUCUGCGAGGCCACCCAGGCCGACGACUCGCGCAUCCAGCAGGGCGCCUUUGGCUGCCUGAACCGCAUCAUGGCCCUCUACUACGAGAACAUGCGCUUCUACAUGGAGAAGGCCCUCUUCGGCCUGACCAUUCUCGGGAUGAAAUCCGAGGACGAGGACGUGGCCAAGCUGGCCGUCGAGUUCUGGAGCACCGUCUGCGAAGAGGAGAUUUCCAUCGAGGACGACAACUCGCAGGUCGAGAGCUCAGACCAGAUGCGCUCCUUCUACAACUUUGCCCGCGUUGCCGCCAACGAGGUCGUCCCCGUCCUGCUGACGCUCCUGACCAAGCAGGACGAGGAUGCCACCGACGACGAGUACAACCUGUCCCGGGCCGCCUACCAGUGCCUGCAGCUCUACUCCCAGGCCGUCAACUCCACCAUCAUUGCGCCCGUUCUGUCCUUUGUCGAGGCCAACCUGAGGUCGGAUGACUGGCACAACCGAGACGCCGCCGUCUCCGCCUUCGGCGCCAUUAUGGAGGGCCCGGACGAGAAGGUUCUGGAGCCCAUCGUCAAGCAGGCCCUCCCCGUCCUCAUCACCAUGAUGGACGACUCGUCCCUCCAGGUCCGGGAUUCCACCGCCUAUGCGCUGGGCCGCGUCACCGAGGCGUGCUCAGAGGCCAUUGAUCCCCAGCAGCAUCUUCCCACGCUGAUUGCGUCGCUCUUCAAGGGCCUCAUCAGCAACGCCAAGAUGGCGCCUUCCUGCUGCUGGGCCCUGAUGAACCUCGCCGAGCGCUUCGCCGGCGACUUCGGUGCCCCGACCAACCCCAUCACCCCCCACUUCAACCAGGCCGUCAGCUCCCUGCUGGAUGUGACCGCCACCGGACGCCAGGAUACAGAAACGUCUGUGCGCACCGCUGCCUACGAGGUUCUCAACGUAUUUGUUCAGAACUCUGCUUCCGAGAGCCUCCCGGCGGUCGCAUCGCUGUCUGAUGUCAUCAUCAAGCGUCUGGAGGAGACCAUCCCUCUGCAGACCCAGGUCGUCAGCGUCGAGGACAAGCUGACGCUGGAAGAAAUGCAAAAUAGCCUCUGCGCCGUUCUCCAGGCCAUCAUCUCGCGCCUCGACAAGGAGAUUGCCCCUCAGGGCGACCGCAUCAUGCAGGUCCUCCUCCAGAUCCUCAGCACCAUCGGAGGAAAGUCGAGCGUCCCCGAGGCCGUCUUCGCCACCAUCAGCGCUCUUUCAACUACCAUGGAAGAAGACUUCAUCAAGUACAUGGAGGCUUUCGUUCCAUUCCUGUAUAACGCGCUUGGCAACCAGGAAGAGCCCAGUCUCUGCUCGAUGGCCAUUGGCCUCGUCAGCGACAUCACGCGAUCCAUGGGCGAGCGCAGCCAGCCCUACUGCGACAACUUUAUGAACUAUCUCCUCAACAACCUCAGGAGUACGACCCUUGCCAACCAGUUCAAGCCUGCUAUCCUGCAGUGCUUUGGAGACAUUGCCGGCGCCAUUGGGGGUCACUUUGAGACCUACCUGUCCGUCGUUGCCCAGGUUCUGGAGCAAGCAUCCACUGUCACUGCAACCCCUGACGGCCCCGACGAGAUGUUUUAUUAUGUCAUCUCUCUGCGAGAAGGGAUUAUGGACGCGUGGGGUGGCAUUAUCGGUGCCAUGAAGUCCAGCGGAAAGACCCAAGUCCUCCAGCAAUAUGUUCCCGCUAUUUUCCAGCUGCUCAACCUCAUUGCCAGCGAUGCCAACCGCAGCGAGUCGCUCAUGCGGGCAGCUAUGGGAGUCAUCGGUGACCUGGCCGAUGCUUACCCCAACGGCGAGCUUGUCGAUGCCUUCCGACAGAGCUGGUUGACGGCCAUGAUCAAGGAGACAAAGACCAACCGGGACUUCCAACCACGCACCAUCGAGACGGCUCGCUGGGCUCGCGAGCAGGUCAAGCGCCAGCUGGGCGGCUCACAGGGCGUCAUUUCUCAGUCAUGA